Molecule: messenger RNA, 1318 nt
Organism: Schistocerca gregaria
Lineage: Eukaryota; Metazoa; Arthropoda; Insecta; Orthoptera; Acrididae
Exons: 4
Coding region: 162-1124 (320 amino acids)
Biological process (GO): transmembrane transport
Source: RefSeq, a predicted model, not a curated record
AUUUGAUAGAUUCAGGCAAUGCUAAUUAGAUGUACGAACAUGCUUGCAAACUCGGUUUUUUUUGCUUAUUAAUGGUGACAUCUUAGGUUAUUUGUCACUAUUUCUGCUGAUAUCAGCGUAUUACCAGAAACCUUUUUAUUCAACUGAUUUAAUAUUCAGUAAUGUCUGUAAUUUACGACCAAGAAAAAUCUACUUCUGUUUGGUGGGGAACUGCUAGCAAGACUCUACUUGCUGGCGGUAUUGCAGGAAUUGCUUCCCGUACUAUUGUAGCGCCUCUAGAACGAAUAAAAAUUAUCUUUCAAACUCAAGGUUCGCCGCCUAUGUAUACUGGAAUAGUGCAUGCCUUAAAAAAAAUUUUUAACGAAGAAGGUAUUUCUGGAUACUUCAAGGGGAACGGUGUCAACUGUAUUCGUAUAUUUCCUACCUCAUCCCUUCAAUUUUAUUUUUUUGAAACUUACAAGACUAUCGCUCUCAAACACUUUCACGAUCAGCAGGACCUGAAUCCCGUACAACGCCUCUUUGCGGGUGGGGCUGCUGGAAUUAGUACAUUACUAAUCGUUUAUCCCUUUGAAUUCAUCCGAUGUAGACUUGCACUACAGAAAACUAAAAUUUACAGUGGGAUGUGGGACUGCCUUGUGAGCACAAUGAGAAAAGAAGGGUACUUAUCAAUAUACAAGGGACUCUGGCCGAGCAUUUUAGGGGUUGUACCCUAUGUUGGAAUGGAUUUUGCUGUUUAUGAAACAUUGAAACAAUAUAGUAAUAAACAAUCAGAUGGCUCCUUAAAAAAUAUUAUUAUACUAGCUAACGGCGCUAUAGCGGGAACAAUAGCUCAAACCAUAUCGUAUCCAUUAGAUUUGAUCAGAAGAAAGUUUCAAAUCCAAGGAUUUGAAUCCGAAAUUGUCGAAAGGAACGUUUAUUACACAGGAGUAUGGGAUGCUGUCAAGAAGAUAUAUGUUAAAGAAGGCUUUCUUGGAUUUUAUAAAGGCCUUCUUUUAAAUUUCAUAAAGCUCGUGCCAGCCAUCUCUGUCAGCUUCUUUGUCUAUGAAAAGAUGAAGAUCUUGUUGAAAAUUCCUACAAGACAUCCAAUUAUCGUCUCAAGCAAAGAUGAAGAAAAAAAUACGUAGCUUUUUUUUUUUUAGAGAACAAGAUGAAACAUUUUCGCUGAAAGCCACUGAUUUUAGGCAAUUCUGUGCUUAAAUUAAAUUUUGAAGUUUAUACACUUAGCUCCCUAGUUUGAAGAGCACAUAUAUAAUAAAAGGGCCCACAGAGAUCACCUCCACUUCUAAUUGAUAUAAAAUAAGCACACUGAGUGCCAUUA